GUUGAAUUCAAAUUUGUUUAAUCCAGUGAACCUCGUUAUUAAGAAAAGCCCGGCCCAUAGUGAAAAAUAUCUAUCUCUUCCCCUUGUCGCCGUUGGUCUCGUCGCCGGAAUGUAUCUUUCUUCCGGUUGCAGAACCAAGUUUCGACUCUAGACUUCCUUCUCUCCUGAAACACGAGAGAGCUGAAAUGAAGAGAAAAUGUAGGAUUUGGUUGCCUAAACAGCUCGCAUCAACUGAUGAUUUGAGUCACAGUCUAUUGUUUGGGUGGUUCGUUUGCCAUUCCUCUUCUUGUCUUGACGUUGUUGUGUCCUUCAUCUCUGAUGAGAGCUCCUUGUCCAAUGCCGGAUCUAAGCUCCAAGAUGUACUCCGUGAAACAAAUGAGAAGAUGCCCUCAACUUUACGGGACAAGGCAGCAUUUACACUCCUUGGUCGUUAUGAUAUAAGCCGUAAUGCUAAUGGAAACGUAUCAAAGAUUAUAAGAGACAAAGAUAUGUCCCGCAAGGCUGGAGCUUAUGUUAGGCCUUGCAAAUAUAGUGGCCUCAGUUGUGGUUGUCAUAAGGUUGAUGGCUUAUUAGAGGAUUUCAGGAAAGAUUCUGUGAGAAAUUACUGGAUUCAUAUGGUGCAUGAUUCUGCAGAGCAUAGAAUUAUGGAAUUCCAUUCAAGUUCUAGAUUGCAUCAUAUACACUGGAAUGGGGAUAUUGUAUCUCAAUGCGAUGUCCACGUAUGUCAUAGUCUAUGACACUCCAGUGUUUGGUUCUCACCAUUUCUCGUUAAGCUUUUCGAAUUCUUCUCCUCAGACAAAAGCUCCUCUUAAGAAACCCAAGUGGGUUGAUGAUCUUCACAAUAGGAAACCUCUGAAUGAAAUGGAAACUGUUAUUCUUUCCUUAAAUUGCGCCGCAGCUGCCAAGAUUGCCUAUAAGAAGAUAUCCACGCAGCUGGAGACUUCUUCCCAGAACUUUUCCAUUAGUUACUUGAUAUCUUCUUUAACAUGGCGGUUACUCGCCACAAUUUUAGGCUCUUUAUCAAGUCUGUAUUAUAGCCUUGCCCAAUUCUUCUAUUUACUUUCAAGUUUUCUGAUUUUUUCAUGGGUGCACAUCGCAUCGAGGAGGGUACUCAAGAAUACAUGGAUCAACUUCAGGAUACGUAGUUGUCAGAUCUUAUAUUGGCCAAUCUUCCUUGAAGAGAUUGACAUGAUGUCCAUAUCCUGUGUGAAACAUGCAGAGGAAGCUGCACUGCAAAGACAUUCUACAUGGUCGGCCAUGGCUGUUGAUCUUGUUUUGGGGAACUUGAUUGGUCUAGGUCUACUGUUUAACACCGAAUCUGUCUGCUCAUUUGUAUUCGACUUUGCAAAGGAGUUUACGAAUGGUAUUUUGCGGUCUGGUAGUGUGUGGUUGAUGGGAGUUCCAGCGGGUUUUAAGUUAAAUACAGAAUUGGCUGGAGUUUUGGGCAUGGUAUCUCUUAAUGUAAUACAGAUAUGGUCUACUCUCUGGGUCUUCAUGGCUUCUUUCAUCUUUUGUUUGAUAAGAGUAAUUGCCAUCCUUGGAAUUACUUUUGGUGCCACAGUAUCUGCCGCAUUUGUCAUAGAUGUCAUUACUUUUGCAACACUUCAUAUAAUGGCUCUUCACUGGGCAAUCACACUUGUGUAUUCUCACCAAAUCCAAGCCUUAGCAGCUUUGUGGAGGCUUUUCAGAGGGCGAAAAUUGAAUCCUCUACGUCAAAGAAUGGACAGCUAUGGUUACACUGUGAAGCAACAUGUAGUGGGAUCUCUUCUGUUCACUCCUCUUCUGCUUCUCUUGCCAACAACAUCAGUUUUCUACAUCUUUUUCACCAUUACGAGCACUACAAUAAACUCCAUAUGUAUGUUGAUUGAAUUUGCCAUCUCCGUCAUCCAUGCAACACCAUAUGCAGAGGUUAUGAUUUGGCUUGUUAGGCGUAAAAGAUUCCCCUGUGGUGUUUGGUUUGAAAUGGAACACUGUGGAGAGCAUAUCCUUAAAUCCAAUGAUGCCUUCGAAGACUCCAAAAGUCUACUAGAAGAACACGGUACUCCUGAGAAGAAUUCUCUAAUGGUUUCCAAUCUUCGCAGCAAUUUUCUAACCUUAGGUAAACUUGUAGAUUGUUCCAAGUCUAAUGACAAGUUAAUCUAGAUGAUCUGUUAUGCUUUUGUUUGGUAUUCAAUUUUUGCUGACAUUUAUAUUGAACAAAUUGCAGGACAGAUUCUUUUGCCUCACUAUAAAACAAUUUUUUCAGGAAUAUCAGCUUCUUCUCUGACAACAUCAGCUCGCGGAGUCCUCAGUGGGAAGAGAAUGCCAUCAAAACUGGGGCUUGAUCUUCCUCCUCCGAGGCCAUGGCUCCACAUGCCAUUGAGACAGUACUGGAUGCUAUGCCAUAAUUCCAUCAGCUCAUGUGGCAAAUGAUGACUUCUCCAGCUGAUCUCUUAGCGUUUUAAUUUAACUCCACAAGACAAUGAGAUAACUAGGGGAGUAAGGGGUGAGAAUCGUUAACAUUGGAAAACAUGGAUUCCUUUUUCAAUAUUUGUGGCCCUUUUUACUUGAUUUGUUCAUCAGCCUUGUCUCUGGUUUAACUAUGUAAAAAUCUUUUGAUUUGAUCUAUGAAAAACAAAUUAUAUGAAAUUAAU
Arabidopsis thaliana (thale cress) is the source of this 2633-nucleotide messenger RNA. Its product is annotated as N-acetylglucosaminyl transferase component family protein / Gpi1 family protein. Gene Ontology annotation, cellular component: membrane. The record is from RefSeq and is marked reviewed. Bases 622 to 2142 code for a protein of 506 amino acids. NCBI's taxonomy places the organism in Eukaryota, Viridiplantae, Streptophyta, Magnoliopsida, Brassicales, Brassicaceae. The transcript has 9 exons. Gene Ontology annotation, biological process: GPI anchor biosynthetic process.